Plenodomus lingam JN3 is the source of this 1344-nucleotide messenger RNA. RefSeq names its product L-galactonate dehydratase (gene LGD1). Gene Ontology annotation, molecular function: L-fuconate dehydratase activity; magnesium ion binding. Lineage: Eukaryota; Fungi; Ascomycota; Dothideomycetes; Pleosporales; Leptosphaeriaceae. Gene Ontology annotation, biological process: carbohydrate catabolic process; amino acid catabolic process. The record is from RefSeq and is a predicted model, not a curated record.
AUGGUUACGAUUACGGGUGUUGAUACGAGGGAUGUGCGGUUCCCUACUUCCCUCGACAAGACUGGUUCCGAUGCGAUGAAUGCGGCGGGGGAUUACUCGUCUGCAUACUGCAUUCUACAUACCGACUCUGAGUUCAAGGGACAUGGAAUGACCUUCACAAUUGGCCGUGGCAACGAAAUCGUCUGCACCGCCAUUGCACACCUUGCAGAUCGUAUCAAGGGUCGCACGCUGGAAUCGUUGGUCGAGAACUGGGGCAAGACAUGGCGCCAUCUCGUCAACGACUCGCAACUGCGCUGGAUUGGACCUGAAAAGGGCGUCAUCCACCUUGCCCUCGGUGCCGUCGUCAACGCCAUUUGGGAUCUGUGGGCCAAAACACUGGGAAAGCCAGUGUGGAGGAUCGUGGCCGACAUGACACCACAGCAGAUUGUCGACUUGAUCGACUUCCGCUACAUCACAGAUGCGCUUACGCCAGAAGAGGCGUUGGAGAUUUUGACAAAGAGUGAGCAGGGAAAGAAGGAACGUCUACAGGAAGCUCUAAGCUCGCAGGCUGUGCCCGCAUACACCACGUCAGCCGGCUGGCUUGGAUAUGGAGAAGACAAGAUGCGUGGUCUGCUCAAGGAGACGCUGGCCAAGGGAUACAGGCACUUCAAGCUCAAGGUUGGCAGCGACGUUGCUCAAGACAAGCAGAGACUAAGCGUCGCGAGAGAAAUCAUUGGAUUUGACAAGGGCAACGUGCUCAUGGUAGAUGCCAACCAAGUCUGGAGUGUCCCCGAGGCUAUCGAAUACAUGAAGCAGCUACAGGAAUUCAAGCCCUGGUUCAUCGAGGAGCCUACCUCACCCGAUGACGUCCUCGGCCACAAAGCCAUCCGCGAAGCCCUAAAACCCUACGGCAUCGGCGUCGCCACGGGCGAAAUGUGCCAAAACCGCGUCAUGUUCAAGCAAUUCCUAGCCUCGGGCGCAAUCGACAUCUGCCAAAUCGAUGCCUGCCGACUCGGCGGCGUCAACGAAGUCAUCGCCGUCCUCCUCAUGGCUGCCAAAUUCGACAUUCCCAUUGUGCCCCACUCGGGCGGCGUCGGACUCCCAGAGUACACCCAGCAUCUAUCGACGAUUGACUAUGUGGUGGUCAGCGGCAAGAAGAGUGUGCUCGAGUAUGUCGAUCAUUUGCAUGAGCACUUUUUCCACCCGAGUAAGAUUGAGAAUGGGUAUUAUGUUACCCCGAUGGAUCCGGGGUAUAGUGUCGAGAUGAAGCCGGAGAGUAUGGAGAGGUUUAGUUAUCCGGGUGGAGAGGGGAGUUGGUGGAGGAGUGAGGAGGCGAGACCGAUUUUGGAGGGGGAGAAGAUUUAG